Messenger RNA from Moneuplotes crassus, 2919 nucleotides. The record is from the annotation of a GenBank genome assembly. Lineage: Eukaryota; Ciliophora; Spirotrichea; Euplotida; Euplotidae.
UCUGAAUGAAACUAGGAAAUGAGCUAAUAAAGCGUAAAAGCGCCGUUAAAAUUGAGGUCAAAAGAGACAUAGCACAAAGAAUUAAAGAAAGACAGAAAAUAGAGAAAAUGACUAGGCUUCAAAGAUUCUUAUGGGAAGGCAACUGGUUUAUUCACUUCUGGGAUGGACUUAUAUGCCUCUGAGGUGUUUAUAUUAUAAUCCUUCUCCCGAUUAGCGCAUUCGAUAUGAUCAGAGGCAACUGGUUUUGGAUAACAUUUAAUAUCUUGACUGAGCUGAUCUUCAUUCUGGAUAUCAUCAUUCUGUACUACAAGCCUAUGAAAAAUAAGUAUAAGCGGAUUACCUUUGUUUAUGAUAUAUUAGCCUUAUUUCCUCAGUUUACUGUAUUGUACUUCACUCCGAUUUAUGAUGACCCUGACUUUGAAUGGAUUAGAAUUAUUUAUAUCAUCAAAGCAUUGAAGUCUCAUGUCUUUUUCUCUUCACUAGAUAGUUUUCUGAAGAAGAUGAACCGAGAGAAUGAAGGAGAUCUCUCCAGAGUUAUCAAGUUAUUCAUUUUUCUCCUUGUGUUUAUCCAGGUAGUUGGAUGUUUAUGGAUCUACAUGGGCCUCAACUCUUCAGAUUCAGGGAACUGGAUUCAUUACCAGGGGUUGCAGAAAGAGGACAGAUUGAGGAUCUAUAUCUUCUCUGUGUACUACGCUGCUAUUUCAAUUACUACAAUUGGGUAUGGAGAUUUUUCAGGAACAAUUCAUGCGGAAAUACUAUACAUUGUUAUCUGUAUUAUUGUGGGAUCUAUUUACUAUUCUUUCUUCAUUUCCAUUGUUGGUAGUGUCUUCAGUAACAGAUCUCUCAGAGCAAAUAUUUACAGCACUUACAUAGGCUACAUUGAGAAGAUGAAGAGAAACUAUAAAAUUCCGGAUGAUCUUGCUCUUCAACUUGCAUCUUACUACGAAAAUCAUUCUAAAACCCUCGAUUUAGCUAAUAAUAAGAAAAAGAUAGACAUUGAUCACUUAAUGAAAAAUUUUCCAUCAACUCUACAGCACGAAAUCAGAAUGAUCAUAUACCAUGAAGCUAUAGAGAACAUAGAAUUUUUGCAGGAUAAGACUUAUGAGUUCUAUUUCCAGCUGCUCCCACUCAUCACUCAGAACAAAGUGAUUAAACAGUCUUUUAUUUAUAAAGAAGGUCAGAUUGCUUCCUCUGUAAUUUUCUUCCUAUCUGGCAUGGCUUUGAACAUGACUACCAAAAGUAUCAUCCAUGAGCCUUGCCUCAUGGGAGAUACCGAUGUGAUCAGAAUCAGAAAGAGACAGGAGAGCAUCAUAGCUAUUGAGGACUGAGACACUCUCCAAAUUGAAAGAAUAGCAUUCAAUGAUUUCUUAAAAUCUUCAGGACAAGGGUCAAAUAAAUUUCCAGAAGCGAAGGAGUACAUCCUAAAACGAGCUGAUGAGUAUGAUGAGUACCUCAAACCUUUCCUUGAAGCCAAGAGAAAGCUCAAAGCUGAAGAGAAGAAAAGCAAUGUUAAAAAGAGGAUCAAAAGCUCAAUGAUUAAUAAGAGAAUCAAGACUAAAAUAUUCAACAUAUUUUCAUAUAAUAAAGAGAGUGAUAAGAAGAACUUCAAGAGAUUAUCCAACCGAAAAAUUGAUGAGAUAGUCGAGGUUGAAAACAAAUUCCCCAGGCUCAGCACCUUUGCUAAAGGUAGAAGAGGCUCCUUUGGAAAGAAGCAAAAGAAGUUUCUUCAGUACAUAUAGGCUUAACUUUUAGAAAUAAACUUAGAGCAAAGGCUUCCUUUAGAAAAAAGACUUCAAUUAAGAAAGCAGAGAGGGCUUCUCACAAGAUGGUUGUGCUAGCUCAUCAGUCAACUCUCAAAGCCUUUGGUGCUAGUAAUGCUCAUCAAAAGAUAACAUCAGCACGGCAGGCUCAAAUUAAUCACAAAAGAGACGAAGCAGAUAGCUUUGUUUCCUCUAUAAUAACAAUUACUUCAAAAUAAGAGUGAUAAAAAUAGCAAACCUAACACUCCAUCUCAGUUUAAGAAAACUAGUCAAUACGAGGGAGGUGAAGAUGAACAUGAAGAACAAACUGAGGAAAAUAAAGCUGCGGGAUCUAAUAAUGAUAACAACACUUCUCAAGCCACUGAAAAUCAUAGUAAAAAUAGCAAGGAGUUAGACCACCUCCGUAUGGGGGAAUCAAGCUCGUUUCUAAAUGAUAUGGAAGAAAUCAAAGAAGUGAACUCUGUUAGUUCAAAAUCAUGAACACUUAUAAGUAUUGGGUCAUCCUCCUUUACCAUCAAGGACAACAGUAAAACUGUUGCCUUAGAAUGUCUCGAGAGGAUUAAGAACAUCAACAUGGAGCUAAAAUCCAAGCUAAAAAGAGGUAAAGACAUAGCAAAUUCUUUCCUUGACUUGAUCAAAGAGGUUCGGAACCAAACUGAUAGGGUCUGAAAUGGCACAGAUAACUCUCAACUCCUCAAAAGCAACAAAUUCAAGGUGUACGAAUUUUGUUACGAUAAUAUGGAAAGCGCCUUCAAAAACUACAAAUAAAGUUAUGAAAAUGGGGCACUCAUUACUCUCCAAUCAACAAAGUUUGGAGAAGAUGAAGUACUCCAUCCAACUAUAUCAAGAGAUCAUGGAUUACGAUGUGCUGCUGAACAAGGAAGAAGAGGAAAUCUCCCAGGAUUAUAACCAACCAGAAGACAGCCUGUUCUUCAAAAAAUACACAAAUGAGACCAGCGAGAGAAAUGAUCAAGAAGAGAAAGAAGAAUCAGAAGAAAAGGAAGAACCCGAAGAGAAAGAAGAACCCGAAGAGAAAGAAGAACAUAAAGAAAUUUUGGUGCUUCAAGAUUUUGAAAGUUCUUUCGAGUCAAACAGUGAUAUCGGAAUCAACCCAGAAUUUAUGUAACUUAUUUUAAUCUUUCCAGAUUAAUUUCAAUUC